AUGCAACCUAAUAGUAAUCGACCGGUCUACAUUGUUCAACCAUCAACUAUAACUCAUUUAAAUGUACGACCAACGAUUAUUACUACUGGUGGUCAACAAGUACAAACUCAACAACAACCAAUUUAUCAAAUUUCAACAGUACGGCAACCACCUAUACCUCAACAACAAUCAACACUCUAUCAAAUUCCAUCACAACCUCGUCUUGUUACUUCAUCACCUGUUUAUCCUGCUUUACAACAACAACGUUUUUCUACUUCACCACAACAAAUAAUAACAACAAAUACAAAUCUAUCACCUCGUCUUCUUACUCCUCAAUCAGUACCACGUAUGCCUAUUGUUGCAACACAACCAACUACAACUAUAUUACGACCAAGUUUAACUACAGUAUCUACAUCACCGAAAGUAACAUCAAUUCCAAUAUCAACAUCACCUACAAUAACAUCUGCUUCAACAUCACCACAAACUGCUGCAUCAACUUCUAAAGAUUUUUCUGUUAAAGUACCUAAAACUCGAGCUCAAUAUGGUAUUAUGGAAUUUGCAAGUGGUCUAUCAGUUGAUGUCAAAGAUUGGAAAGCUAUUGAAAUGAGACGUGAAAUAAAUCCAUAUACAUAUCGUCCAGCAACAAAUAUUGAUCCUAAUAUUUCAUCAAAUUCAUCAUCAAUUACAACAUCACUUGGUAUUGUUUUACCUAAAACUGGUGCAGGAAGUGAAUAUGGUCGUGAACAAAAAGAAGCAUUAAAACGAAAACGUUAUGCAACUAAAGGUACAAAUAUUGAAGAUCUUCCUUGGAUAUUUACGGAUCGUUCAUCAACAGAAAAAAAAUUAAAACAUUAUCGUGGAUUAAAAAAAGGUGGUGUUACAACAAAUUCAUCUUAUUAUGUAUUUAUACAAGGUAAAGAUGGUUUUGAAGCAUAUCCUGUUGUUGAUUGGUAUGGAUUUACACCAACAAAUGUUUAUAAAACACUUGAUUUUGAUGAAGCUGAAAAACAAUAUCAAGAACGACAUAAACAUUUAAGUAAAUGGUUUUUAAAACAUCAAGUUACAAAAGAAAAAGAUAAUGAAGAUAAUAUUGAAAAUGAUGAUGAAAAAGAAAAAAAAUCAACAAAUAAAAAUAAACGUUCAUUUAAAUUACUUGAUACAGAAGAUUGGAUUAAUGAAAAUGAAGAAGAAGAAGAUGAUGAUGAAGAACGAGAAGAUAAUAAUGAUGAUAAUGAUAAAUCAAAUAAAAAAUCGAAAACAAAUAAAAAAACUAGUAAAAAACCAAAAGAUGCAUGGACAUUAAGUGAUGACGAUGAUGAUGAAACAAAAGAAACAAAAUCUAAAAAGAAAAAAAUUAUUGAACGUCAAACAAGUGAACGUCAAGAAGAUUCAGAUGAUGGUGAUCAUGAAGCCGAUGAAAUUGAUUAUACAAGUGAUGAAACAUCUGAAGAAGAAGAAGAUGUUAAAGAUAGUACAUCAACGAAAUAUGAAGUUAAAGGUGUUGAUGAAGAAAUGAAAGCAAUACCAGAUAUAGAAAAAAAACUUGAACAAAUGGAUGAAAAUGCAGAUGAACUUGAUCUUGAUGAUGAUGAUGAAGAUAUUCCUGAUUUAGAUGAAAAUGAUGAAGAAAAUGGUAAAACAACAGCUGAUGAUUUUUCUGAUGUUGGAAAAUUACUUAAAAGUGAUGCAGUUAGUAAAGAAAUAGAAUCAAGUUCAGAUGAUGAUGAUCUUGAUGAUUCAGAUGAUCCUGAUAAAGAACCAAUCGAACCAAUAACUAGUUCUAUCAAUACUCAACCAAAUCCAUCAGAACAGAUUAAAACUGAAAAAGGUCAUAAGAAAGCAAGAGAAGAAGAAAUGCGAGCAAUAAAAUCAAAAGUUAUGUCAUUACCAAGUACACCAUCAAAUCCAAGUGAAACAAUUACUGAAGAUAAAGUUCGCAGUUUACUAUUACGAAAACAAUAUAUGACAUUUACAGAAUUAAUUCAAAAUUUUUUACCUAAAACAGAAAAUUUACGUACAAAAGAAAUAAAAGAAAGUAUUGUUCAAAAAUUAGCAACAAUUCUUAAACGUUUAAAUAUUGAAGAAAAAAUUAUUAAUAAUAAAAAACAUAUUAAACUUAAAAAUUAA
This is a messenger RNA of Rotaria sp. Silwood1, 2106 nucleotides long. The record is from the annotation of a GenBank genome assembly. NCBI's taxonomy places the organism in Eukaryota, Metazoa, Rotifera, Eurotatoria, Philodinida, Philodinidae.